AUGGGAAGAACCUUGAAAUUCAGAGUGCCAAAGCAGGUGCUAAGGCGUCCCCAGGCGCUCGUCACGUCUGAUAGAGCAGCAACGCUACCGUUGUUGUUUGAUAUUCGGAAGGAGACGAACCUUUAUGAGCCAGAGACGCCGCCGCCCGGGGUGUUUAGGGUGUUGGAGAAGUUUGGCAGACCUUCAACUUCCCUACUACACAUCCCUCGAAACCUACAACCUGACCCAUUUACCUACUUUUGCACAGAAAAUCUGGCUGACGAGUCAUAUGUCACGGAACCUCGACUACUGGUUACAAAGCUCUUGACAGAUGCCUGGUGUGAGCUUCAAUUGUUCUACGAUGUGUACGCUGGGCUGCACCGGAAGCAAUUGACAGGCCGUUUGGCAGAGGGUAUAUCAUACCACGAUAAGCUAGAAAGCGAAGAGCAUGAAGUUGCCGAUAUGUCAGCUACAGUGGAAAAGUUGGGUGAAGUGGCAGCUUCCCAUACCAAGGAAGACGCGUUAUACUUGGGCAGAAACGAACUGCUGGCGGCCUGGUGCAAGAACAUGGCAGAACACGCUAUUAAGCGAGGCAUAUCCUUGGCCCAUACACGGCAUUCCCGAGAGCUAAUGGUCCACGGGUACAUUGACUUGGAGACAGGUAAGUUGAUCGAAAAGACAGAGGAUCUACAUAAGGGCGUGUUGGUGAAUGGAAUAGCCGACAUUGUUCAGUUUGAGCCUAAAGACAAAGCAACGGAUCUCCCAGAAGUGGCGUCUGAUACGACAGAGGCACCUGAGCUUCGAUCGAUUACGUUAGCUUCACCAGUGUUGGACUUGAAGCGUGAAAUUCCAGAAGCAAAGAGGGAACUACAACGAGACAUUGACCAGAAGAUGCUUCAAAUUAUAGACGUUAAAACGAGAGGAGUGAAGAGUCUUCCAAAACCCGUUCUGCAACUCAAAGCAGCAAAAAUUCAAUGCAUGUACUAUACUAGGUUCAUUCAUAACUUGGCGAAAGACGUGGAUUUUGCAUACGCUAGUUACCAAGAGAACGCCAAACGUCGAAACAUCGACGCUGACUCUGAUAUUGGAGAAGCUCACGCGGCAAUUCUACUUCUAGAGAAUUUUGAAGCUCUUGCAUUAGACUUUAUCCGAUUAGCCAAAGGUGAGACAAUUGGCUUUGAAAGCCACGAUGCCGUCAUGAAAGAGAAGUAUAGGGAAGUCGAUGCAGAGAAGGUCAAUUACAGUUUCUCCCGAUUCAUCCCUGAAGAAGAGUUCAAAGACCUUUUAGCGAAAGUUUACGGAGACAAGCUUGCAAGUUCAUCGGUGGAUAUCUCAGCACUUUUCAAGCCAUGGCGGUAUCCCCUAACGCCACGAUACUUCAUGGCACGAGCAGCUCAAAUCUUAAAUACCCUUGAACGGUACAGAUCAGCUACAGUGGGUGUGGACUACCACCACGCCAAGUCGUCGACGUUCAUCGGGUCUAAAGUGUACCCGUACAGCGUGAAGGAGCACAACAAGGCCAUGCGAGAUGCAGCCAACUUCUGGACCGGGAAAAGACUACCCAGGGAAGCGGAUCUCAAGUUCAAGUGCCAAAACUGCGAGUUCAAGAGUCGGUGUCCGGCGGUGAACAAACCAUCAAAAGAAUCGAUUGGCGCAUUGAUAUACCAUGAUCUACUAGAUUAA
Molecule: messenger RNA, 1662 nt
Organism: Candidozyma haemuli
Lineage: Eukaryota; Fungi; Ascomycota; Pichiomycetes; Serinales; Metschnikowiaceae
Gene: DEM1
Product: Dem1p
Exons: 1
Coding region: 1-1662 (553 amino acids)
Biological process (GO): interstrand cross-link repair
Cellular component (GO): mitochondrion; nucleus
Molecular function (GO): single-stranded DNA 5'-3' DNA exonuclease activity
Source: RefSeq, a predicted model, not a curated record